GCCCUGGGGUGACUCGGAGCGGCAGACGUGGCUCGCAGGGCGGCGGCGUGUUUGCGACUACUUCGAGACCAUCGUGUCUCCCCUGCACCGCAUCCCCCAGGCGGUCGGCGGAGAGCUGGUGGAGUACGGGGCGAUCGACUACCGACCUCAAGGAUCGGCCCUCUUCCCGCUCUUCGCUUUUCGCUCGGCGGCCUGGGAUGCGACGCUGCCGAUGGCCGUGAUCACUGGCGGGGUACAUGGCUACGAGCUUGGAAGCCUGGGUGCCAUAGACUUCAUUGCACAGCACUUCCAAGCCUUCGUCGCCCAGAAAUCCGUGAAUCUCCUGCUCCUGCCCUGCGUGGCACCCUGGGGCUUGGAGAUGUGCGAGCGCUGGACGCCAAGAGCGGUGGAUCCGAACAGGGCCUUCAAACCCGAUGGGCAAAGCGAGGAGGCGACGCUAGCAAUGAAAUGCAUUGCAGAGCAUCGCGCAAGGUCGAAGUUCCUCCUCCUUCACAUGGAUCUUCAUGAGACCACGGACACAGACAACACCGAGUUCACCCCAGCUCGCUUUGCGCGCGAUGGCCUCACCGAAGACAAGUACGAGGAGUGGUACGACAUCCCCGAUGGAUUCUACAUCUAUGGGGAUUCGGCGCGUGAGAAAGACCAGCUCGAGUUUUCAAAGCACAUCAUCGCGGCUGUGGAGAAGGUUACGCACAUCGCAGCGGCCGAUGACCGCGGGAAGAUCGUGGGCGAACCCAUCGCUGCACCUGGGGUUCUGCUGGCCCCAGGUGAGGGUACGGCCGAUGCACACACUGAUGCUAUGUACGUGACCACCACGGAGGUCUACCCGGACUCGCAAAGGACAAGCCGCGAGGAGUGCAACCGAGCCCAGGCCGCGGCCAUCGUAGCUGGGUUGGAGUUUGCCCUCGCGCACCAGGACUGA
Molecule: messenger RNA, 922 nt
Organism: Symbiodinium sp. CCMP2456
Lineage: Eukaryota; Dinophyceae; Suessiales; Symbiodiniaceae
Source: the annotation of a GenBank genome assembly